AUGGACGAAUGCUCGAAACGACUUUUAUUUACAGAAAUAUUCGGUGCCAGCGAUAGCGAAGACGAUAUCGAUAACGCCGAAAAAGAACCUGCAUAUACUGAUACGAGCGAUGAUAGCCAUAUCAAUUUCAAACACACAAACAACCGUAUUAUAAAAAAUUCCGCCCACAUUCAUCCGACCCUUGUGGUUCCCCAAGUCUUUCCAGCUAUCCCUGGUCUCAGCCUCUGCAGAGAACUUGUUACAGACGAGGAACAAAAGACUCUUAUAGAUGGCAUAAUAGCGCAAGGAUACUUUAGCAAUCCGGGAACGAAUCAAGCAAUGUGUUUUGGAACGCUUCCUCCUUUCAUUGUCGAGACUGUCGAGAACAUUCUAAAUAGGACAGAUGGAUUGUUACCAAAAAGUAUUCUACUCGGAAGAAGGCCGGUCUUUGAUCAGGCACGUAUAUUGAAUGUCAAGGGAUCAAAAGUCAUGUGGACCUUCCGAGGCACGUUUGAAGAUGGAAUUCUAGCCAUUUCGCUCUUGUCUAGUUGCGUAAUGCAGUUCAGACCAGCAUCCGAGGCGAGCAAACAGGCGUUAUCUUAUAAUAGUAGUAGGACGUAUCCUCAAUCAGAUGAAAUCAUUCCAAUACUUUUGAGACCUGGUGAUGUUUUAGGAAUGAGUGGAGAAGCGAGAUAUAAUUGGGAACAUGCAAUUGAAGAAACACUGGUUGACGAAAUUAAUGGAGAACGAAUAAUCAGGAGUGUCAGAGUGAGUAUUACUCUGAGAAAGAUGAAGGAAAGAAUUGGGGAAAUUAUAUAG
Molecule: messenger RNA, 798 nt
Organism: Paraglomus brasilianum
Lineage: Eukaryota; Fungi; Glomeromycota; Glomeromycetes; Paraglomerales; Paraglomeraceae
Source: the annotation of a GenBank genome assembly